Molecule: messenger RNA, 3388 nt
Organism: Hypanus sabinus (Atlantic stingray)
Lineage: Eukaryota; Metazoa; Chordata; Chondrichthyes; Myliobatiformes; Dasyatidae
Gene: apobec2a
Product: apolipoprotein B mRNA editing enzyme, catalytic polypeptide-like 2a
Exons: 2
Coding region: 1-657 (218 amino acids)
Biological process (GO): cytidine to uridine editing
Cellular component (GO): nucleus; cytoplasm
Molecular function (GO): RNA binding; cytidine deaminase activity
Source: RefSeq, a predicted model, not a curated record
AUGUGGAGUUCAGCAACUGGUGGAGUUCUCUGCAUUUAUGUAUGGAAUUGGCUGUUUGAGCCUGCGCUGGUUAGAGCAACUCCCGCUGUUCCUGCGAAGAACAACAACUGUGAGGGAGUAAGAGAGCAAAUACCUUCUAUUUUCUUCAAGUUCCAGUUCAAAAACGUAGAAUACAGCUCGGGAAGGAAUAAGACAUUUUUGUGCUAUUCAGUGGAACAGCAAGAUGCAGAUUUCCAGAAGAUGCAAGGAUACGUGGAGGACGAGCACACAAGCAUGCAUGCGGAAGAGGCCUUCUUUGUAGAGGUCUUCAAGGAACGCAAUGGCAGCUCGAAGUACUCCAUCACUUGGCACGUCUCCUCCAGCCCUUGUGCGGCCUGCGCUUCUAAAAUUGCAGAAUACCUGAAGAAGAGUCCCAACGUCCGCCUCACCAUCUUCAUGGCUCGCUUGUUCAUGUGGGAAGAGCCUGAGAUCCAACAAGGUCUUCGGCUGCUGAAAGCUGCUGGUUGCCAACUGAAGAUCAUGAAAGCUCCCGAGUAUAACUACUGCUGGAGCACUUAUGUUGAAAACGAGGGGGAAUCUUUCGUACCCUGGGAAGACCUACAGACCAGCAGCUUGGCAUAUGAAGGGAUUCUAAAUGAAAUUCUACAACGUGCCUAGAAGGGUGAGGCAUUCUGACGUGUCCCCAGAUUUGGUGGUUCCCACCAUCUGAUGUUUUUAUUGCCUCAGUGCAUGUUUGCUGUGAGCACUCUUAUUAGUUUUUAUUGAUUUACACAUGGGAAGGAAAGGUAAGAGUGACGGUGUCAAUACUGAAAGUUUGGUUAACUCUUUAUUUAUAUAUGCCAAUAAAAUUAGGGGUUGGAGGGAACGAGUCUUGUGAUUAUAAUUCUGCCUCUGAGUCAGAUAGGGAAGGAUUUGAAAGUUUCUAUGAGUUAACACCGGAGCUCCAAAUAUAAAAUUCAUAUAAAUUGGGUGUUGGUGAUCAUCCCAUGUGUCUUGUUGGGAGUCCAUGGCAUUCUCCAAAAUAAAAGAGAGCAACCUGGUGCAAAGAUAGUCAUAGUUGUGGGAGUGGUGUUCACUUUGUGAUCUGUUAGACUAUAAGUAAGUCUGCAACACUAUUCAAGGACUAAUGCAAUGUUACAAAAAAAGGGGAACAGAGAUAAGACUGAUAUUCUUUUGGUUCCUGACAAUAAUCAAUAAAUUUUUCACCAAACAGGCCAAUGUUAAAUGGCUAGUUGGAAGCAGUUAUGAUGGGAAACAUCUUGCAGUGUUUUGGAAUAGUGCAGUGAUGUGCAUAUCAUGUUUCACAUCCCAAACUCCUGGUCAUGGUUUGUGUCAACAGACAGGCAGACCAGGACACUUUCAGAAUUGUACCACAAGAGUAACAGACGCAUGAACAAAUGAUGACUACAGGAAUUAACAAUGGAUGAUUGGAGAGCUUAUGAGCAUAAAUAUUUUCCCUAGUGUGCAAUGUGCAAUUGCAUUAGACUGACAGAUGAGGGGUAAUUGGAAUCGAGUGAAACAAGUCAAUCAUUAUUUUAAGAUUAUACUAGUUAUUUUUUUCAUAAGCAAUAAUUUUGUUAUAUAUAUAAAAUUUAGACUUGUAAUAAAAAUAGAAAACUCUGAAAAUACUCAGAUCAAGCACUAUGUAUGGAAAGGGAAAUAGUUCACAUCAAAGAUUAUAAUCUUAUAGUCAUUUAUAUAUAUAAAAUCAUAUAUAACAAUUACAGCACAGAAACAGGCCAUCUCGGCCCUCCACGUCCAUGCUGACGCUUACUCUCACCUAGUCCCAGUGGCCCGCACUCAGCCCAUAACCCUCCAUUCCUUUCCUGUCCAUAUAUCUAUCCAAUUUUACUUUAAAUGACAAUACUGAAUCUGCCUCUACCACUUCUACUGGAAGCUUAUUCCACACAGCUACCACUCCCUGAGGAAAGGAAUUCCCCCUUGUGCUACCCUUAAACUUUUGCCCCUUAACUCUCAAAUCAUGUCCUCUUGUUUGAAUCUCCCCUACUCUCAAUGGAAAAAGCCUAUCCACGUCAACUCGAUCUAUCCCCCUCAUUAUUUUAGAUACCUCUAUCAAGUCCCCCCUCAACCUUCUACGCUCCAAAGAAUAAAGACCUAACUUGUUCAGCCUUUCCCUGUAACUUAGGUGCUGAAACCCAGGUAACAUUCUAGUAAAUCUUCUCUGUACUCUCGAUUUUGUUGAUAGCUUUCCUAUAAUUCGGUGACCAGAACUGUACACAAUUACUGUUGAUAUAUCUUUUAAUAAAGUAUUGACUUGAGAUGCCAUACUGAUGUCUAUAGCACUGCCACAGGUGGGAUGCUGUACACAAUGCCAUGGCAUGUUUAUACAUGUUGUAAUGUGUAUGUCAAAAUUUGAAAUAGACAACAGGAAUGUUAAAAGUGUGACAAAAACAGUAAGUGUUACUACAGGAAGUUAGAUGCUUUGGAAAGCAAUGCGAUUAAACUUUAGAUUUUUAGUGUAUUUUAUGGAGAUUUGGAACCACAGUUGCACGUUUUACAGAUUUGUCCUGCUCAAGUUCAAAACGGCUUUGAGUUGCAUAUGCCAGGGUGCAGCAGUGACGUAUGCAUUUAUAUCACAGGUGUAAAUGUGAUGGAUUAAAGGCAUCGUCUGCGAGCAGACUAAAGAACAUUAAAGUACAUUGACUUAAGUGUGAUUUUUUUUCUAACAGGCUGAAACCCCCCAGUGUGCAUAAUUUUGGAGGGGAUAUUAUAAUUUAAUAACAGCACCAGAGAUGUUCAUAACUAUAUUGAGAAGAGCGUCCUGAUACUCUGCUCAGUGAGGUGGGUGCUCAAUACUAUUAUGGGAGGGAACUAGGAGAAAGCAGUCCCUCUGCUCACAUAAAUAUCCUCUCUAAAAAGUUACUGAAUAUUACACAGUGGCCAUAUUUCACAAAAAUACUUUUAAAAUUGGGCAGCUGUGACAAUUCUUGAAAUUCUGACAAAAAGAUGUCUUUGGUGCUAUAGUUUCAUGCUAGGUAAGUUGUACAAAUAGAGAAUAUUGGAAUGGUGAGUUUACAGCCCAAACAUCUCCCUCCACAUGGAAACUUUAUGAAUAACCAUUCUAAAUUAUGAUAUCAGGCCUGCUAGUGGAAGUCCAUAACUUUGCCCUUGCAAAACUCUCCCUCUGUGUUCAACUGCCCUUUGAAUAUUCCAUAUGUUUUCCUCUAAUAUUCAGGGGCUAAUUAUUUUAUGUAUGUUUUCAUUCUUGAAAUACGGACGUUCUUUUUGAAAUUUGAUUACAUUUCACUCAUUAAAACAUAUUUGCUAAAGCAAGACCAGAGUUCACCUUAACCAGCAUUUAAUGUUUGCCAUUUCUCAAAAGGCAUCCAGUUUUCCUACUGCGUAUUUUGAAUGCAACCAAGUACCG